AUGGGUGAGAAAGACAUAAAUGAGAAAAGGAUACUAAGUUCACGUCAUUUACCUGUCAUUCACUUAUCUCUUGGCUGUUUUACCAACAAUCUUGAUCUUUAUAGCUCACCACCACUCAAUAUGAGAGAUACCUUUAUCUGUUACUUGUCUCCUGAUAUCAUCAAACCACAAGAUUUUCCUAUAAUAUGUAGGGACAUUCUAUUGGAGUAUGGGAAACACAUAAUGAAACGGGGGACUUUGCUGUUUGAAUUGUUAUCAGAAGCUUUAGGUUUGAAUCCUAACCAUUUGAAAGACAUGGGAUGUGCUGAAGGGCUUGUUGCUCUUGGCCAUUAUUAUCCUGCUUCUCCUGAACCACAUUUGACUAUGGGAACCACCAAGCACUCUGACAAUGAUUUCCUCACAGUGCUUCUUCAAGACCAUGUUGGUGGCCUCCAAGUACUUUACCAAAAUAAGUGGAUUCAUAUCACACCUAUUCCUGGGGCUCUAGUAGUCAAUAUUGGUGAUCUUCUGCAGCUGAUAACAAAUGAUAGAUUCAAGAGUGUUGAACACAGAGUAACAGCCAAUCAUGUUGGUCCAAGAAUAUCUGUUGCAUGCUUUUUUUGCACUGGUGUGAUGGCAUCCACAAAGCCUUAUGGGCCUAUAAAGCAAUUGUUAUCAGAAGAUAAUCCCCCAAAAUACAGGGAAACAACAGUUGCUGACUACGUAGCCUACUUUGAUGCAAAAGGACUUGAUGGCACCAGUGCUCUAACACAUUACAGGAUUUGA
Molecule: messenger RNA, 765 nt
Organism: Abrus precatorius (Indian licorice)
Lineage: Eukaryota; Viridiplantae; Streptophyta; Magnoliopsida; Fabales; Fabaceae
Product: 1-aminocyclopropane-1-carboxylate oxidase homolog 1-like
Exons: 3
Coding region: 1-765 (254 amino acids)
Source: RefSeq, a predicted model, not a curated record